This is a messenger RNA of Hydra vulgaris (swiftwater hydra), 812 nucleotides long. Its product is annotated as transmembrane protein 138. NCBI's taxonomy places the organism in Eukaryota, Metazoa, Cnidaria, Hydrozoa, Anthoathecata, Hydridae. The record is from RefSeq and is a predicted model, not a curated record. Gene Ontology annotation, cellular component: cilium.
AUUUUUAUUACCCACAGCUACCAAGUUAGAAGGCGCUAAAUUCGAAAAUGAAGUUUAUAUAACUUAAAAUAAUUAAAAAAUUAUAUAAAGUAUUUUAAGCAAAAAAUUUUAGCAAAAUAAAUAAAAUAAUGUUAAAAAUAGUUGAAAACAAAAAAAAAGUUUUUUUUAUUAAUAGUAUUUGGAAACCUAAUUUUUAAGCAUAGCCGCAAUGUUCGUAUCAAGAUAUCGACCAGUAGUUUACCUGCAAAUAUUUUUCAUAUUAAUUGAUAUAUUUGUUAAUACUUCUUCAUCAUUUCUACUGAGAAAAAGUAAAGUCGUAACAUUAGUCGCAUUUGUGAUUCAGGAUGUAUGCAUGAUUCUUGCACUGAUUGUUUUGUUUUUAGUAUUUUUCAAUACUUUUGUCUUUCAAGCUGGACUUGUAUUUUUACUCAUACGAAAGUUUAAAGCUACAAUACUAACAAUACUUCUUUAUUUUGCAUUAUCAGUUGUACUGCACAUUAUUACUAUGAGAAGAACAUCAAAUUUUGAAAUAAACUUCAUUUGGACUGAUGCACUUCAAGCAUUGUAUACUUUACAAAGAAUUGGAUCAAUUACUUACUACUUUAGUUAUAAGCGUGCCAUUUUGAAAUUGGCUCAUCCUAAAUAUUAUAGAGAUACUGAAUGGCUAAGAAAAGAAUUUGAUCAUGUCCAAUAAAAUUCAGAUUUUUUUAAGUAAAUACAAACACAUACAUACACACUUAUGCACACACAUAUAUAUACACACACUAGUAAUACUAUUAAAAUGUAAAUAAUAUUAUAAAUGGAAGAGUGUU